Molecule: messenger RNA, 621 nt
Organism: Phytophthora sojae
Lineage: Eukaryota; Oomycota; Peronosporomycetes; Peronosporales; Peronosporaceae
Exons: 1
Coding region: 1-621 (206 amino acids)
Source: RefSeq, a predicted model, not a curated record
AUGAGGAGCUCCUGGAUGAUGAUCGUGUCCGCCAUUGCAUUGGCGAUGGCCUCGCCCAUUGGAGCAGACUAUGUGCGCCCCGGCAGCGACAUCAACAACGCCAACACUGGAGUGCAGCCGGUCAACGUCAUCGGAGACGUCAACGCCAACGCUGGAGUGCAACCGGGCAACGGCAUUGCAGGCGGCAACUUCGUGAACGAAGAGCGCUCGGCGGUGACGACGGCCGCUCCCCCCGCACCGGCAACGAACUUCCAGAACACGGCAUUCUCGGCCACGGACGAGAACCGCAUCGUCGGGGAUGUCUCCACCGGCGGCAGCUACAGAGGCACCACGAUGUCUGCGGUGACGAGGGCGGGGGAUUCCGCUUCGAAAAAAGACGACAGCACCAACACCAACACUGCGUCGUCGGGUACGUCGACGCCGGGGCUCCUCGCCGCCGCUGCUGCCGCCUGUGUCGUGGCAGUUGCCGCCGUCGCCGUCGUCAAGAAGAGGGCUGAGAACAAACUGUCGACCCCGCGCACUCCCGAGGACGAUACGAUUUACUACCAGGUCGAACCGGUCGUGAAGCCUGGACAUUACCAAGUGAACCGCCAAUUGACUCCGCCCUUGCAGGUGCUGUAG